Messenger RNA from Myzus persicae (green peach aphid), 829 nucleotides. Its product is annotated as probable small nuclear ribonucleoprotein Sm D1. The transcript has 4 exons. The coding region runs from base 226 to 633 and encodes 135 amino acids. Gene Ontology annotation, molecular function: RNA binding. The record is from RefSeq and is a predicted model, not a curated record. Gene Ontology annotation, biological process: RNA processing; spliceosomal snRNP assembly. NCBI's taxonomy places the organism in Eukaryota, Metazoa, Arthropoda, Insecta, Hemiptera, Aphididae. Gene Ontology annotation, cellular component: U1 snRNP; SMN-Sm protein complex; U4 snRNP.
CUUUCGUUGACAUCAGUUAUCACGUGCAGUUUCCCGUCUUUUUCCAAACCACAGAAUAUUUAUGUUUUGAUGCUAAAAUACUAUAUACCGAUUCUGUUGUGAGCCCUAAGCUUUUGUAUUUUUUACUAUUUGUUUCACUUUCGUCUUUCAACUCGUACGAGUUAAUAACCACCGAGUACCAAUUAUUGGAAUUGAACACGUCACAUAGCAUUCUCAGACGUAAUCAUGAAAUUAGUCAAAUUUUUGAUGAAACUCAGUCAUGAAACUGUGACAUUAGAACUUAAAAAUGGCACUAGUGUUCAUGGAACUAUUACAGGUGUUGAUGUAGCAAUGAACACUCACCUCAAAGCUGUUAAAAUGACUGUAAGAAAUCAACAACCUAUACAUUAUGAAACACUCAGUAUUCGAGGUAACAACAUUCGGUACUACAUUUUACCUGACUCUCUUACUCUUGAAACCCUGUUAGUUGAUGAUGCACCCAAAUCACGAAUGAACCGUGGCGGACGAGGAGGUCGUGGAGGUCCAGGAAGAGGUGGUCGUGGACGUGGAGGUCCUAGAGGACGAGGAGGUCGUGGAGGGCCACGUGGAAGUGGUGGUGGGCGUGGGCGAGGUGGUGGACCCCCCCGACGUUAAUAUUUGUGUAAUAUGUUCUAAUUCAAUUCAAACUUCUGUGUAUUUUCAAAUUUUUAUUUGCUCUACAUUUAUUUAAACUAAAUUUAUCAAGUUUAAUAAUAAAUCGUCUCAUAUGUAUAAGAUUAUUGUCUAAUACUUAAUAAUACAUUUAAUAAACAGUACAAUAUACCUAGUAUAAAUGUAUUUACUAUUAGUA